AUAGAAAAUAUUAUAAAUAGAACAUUACGCGUAAAACUGCACGUUGAUUGGAUGUUACUUACGAAAUUUCUUUAAAUAGAAACAAAAACCUAUAAAAUAUGAUUCACCCCGUUACUGUCAACAAUUUUUGAAUAUGUAGAAAGAAAGAAAGAAAGAAAAAAAACGCUUAAAACCUGGGCCAACAACCCUAAGACGAUCGAGCCGAGCCAGUUUCCAUGAUAAAUCAGCCAGUUCACAGAAAACACAGGGUCAAAAUGCAUCAACAACAUCAUCCACACCAGACUCGACACCGGCGCCUUACACAACGGGUUCCGGCACAUCGGGUUUUCGGACAUGUGCCUCGGCAUCAUUUCUCCGCCCGCCCGCCUCAACAACAAGAAAAAGGAAAACUUUGUAUUAUCCUUGAAUACUGGGAAAGUGCCUCAGAAUGCUCAAAGUCGUAUAAAGACUGAACAGGUGGGGCAGACUCAAAAUCAUCAUCAUUAUUCACCUGUAAAUAUUUAUUUCGGAGAAAAUUUCUCUGUCCGUCUUCAACAAUGGUUCAAAUUUCUUGCUUUAAUAGAAAAUAAUAGCACUGGUGGUAUAAUUCACUGUCAUUUCACCCCGAAUAGAAAACUUGCGACAAUGAAUCUCUCUGCCGACGGAAUCAAGAUUCGAGAUGUGCCUAAUGCUGGGGGGUCCUCUGUUAACUCAGAGGUGAUGUCUUUCGAAAUCUUACAGAAAUGUUUUAAAGGCAAGCUACUCAAGACAGAAAUGGAGGUUGCGUAUUUUCCUGAAGGAGGUUCAAUCACAGAUUAUGUGUGCGAAAUAUAUGGUACCAAAGUGGGUGUGUCUGUCACACGUGCAAUGAAGUUUGGAGGCGGGGCAUACACAGACGAAGAUGCUCAACAUUUACUUACAAAAAAGCUGAAGGGUGUGAUACAAUCAAGCAGAAAUACUCUAGAGAACUGGACCAAGCAGGUGUUGCACGUGUGGUCAGUCAGCAAUGACGUCACUAAUACCCUGAUCAAAGUCUACGAAAUGUUACCAACAGAAUUAAGAUCAAACACGGUCGUUUUGAUAACAACAACAACAAAGACAUGCGAUUUCAUUUACCUAAAUUGAUGAGUUUUUUGUAAUAUAUUAAACAUGUACAUUUAACUGUAAAAUAAUAAAAUAUCUAACGGUUGUGAUGAA
Ruditapes philippinarum (Manila clam) is the source of this 1176-nucleotide messenger RNA. RefSeq names its product AAC-rich mRNA clone AAC4 protein-like. The coding region runs from base 334 to 1104 and encodes 256 amino acids. The transcript has 4 exons. Lineage: Eukaryota; Metazoa; Mollusca; Bivalvia; Venerida; Veneridae. The record is from RefSeq and is a predicted model, not a curated record.